Messenger RNA from Aspergillus campestris IBT 28561, 1296 nucleotides. RefSeq names its product zinc finger HIT domain-containing protein. Lineage: Eukaryota; Fungi; Ascomycota; Eurotiomycetes; Eurotiales; Aspergillaceae. The coding region runs from base 46 to 1296 and encodes 416 amino acids. Gene Ontology annotation, cellular component: pre-snoRNP complex; nucleus. The transcript has 5 exons. Gene Ontology annotation, biological process: maturation of LSU-rRNA from tricistronic rRNA transcript (SSU-rRNA, 5.8S rRNA, LSU-rRNA); box C/D snoRNP assembly; snoRNA localization. The record is from RefSeq and is a predicted model, not a curated record.
UUCUCUCUAACCUCUCUUCCACGGACCCACUAACAAUUCAACGAAAUGUCCACCGAAGAAGACUCUCUCCUAACAGAUCUCUGCACAAUCUGUCACAUCCACCCCCCCAAAUACCGCUGUCCAAGAUGCAGCACCCGAACAUGCUCCCUCCCCUGCUCGAAACGCCACAAACUCUGGUCGCAAUGCUCCGGCGUCCGCGACCCAGCUGCCUACCUGCGCCGCGCCGACCUCGCCACUCCGUCUGCUUUUGAUCGCGAUUUCAACUUCUUGACGGGUAUUGAGCGGGGUCUGGAACGCGCUGAGAGGGAUGUCGAUCGGAGGGAUCUGGCAGCUCCGGCUGUGCCGUCUGGGGUGGAUCCUGCUGUUGUGGGGUUGGAUGGGGAGGGGGAGGGGGUGGAAGGGGGGGGUGUUAAGCGGAGGAGGGUGGGUGAUCAUGCAUUUGCACUCGCGAAAGGCGAAGGUGCGUUUUUGAAUAAUGCGAAAAAUGCGGGCGUGGUUGUGAUUAGGGCGCCUAAAGGGUUGAGUCGGCGGAGGGAGAAUGCUUCGAAGUGGAAUACACGACACAAAUGCCUCAACUGGCUCGUCGAAUGGCUCGCCCCGUGCCAUCCUACGGACUCCGAAAGGAGGAAACUGCGCCAUGUGAUGGAGUCGACUGCGCUGGCGGAUGCGUAUAAUCAGGCUUAUCCGCUGUCUAAGGAGGAGAGGGAUGCACGGGCGGUUUCGACGGAUGACUCCUCUGUACAGAUUCAACAACAGGAGGGGGAGGUAGAGAGGCAGGAUACAGCUACAGAUACAGCUACAGCCACCCCUACCCCUACUCCCACUCCUACAUCCGCAGCUACACCUACCGCUCCAGCUCCAACGACAGCUCCAGCUCCCCCCACCACAACACUCACCCCCAAAACACCAACACCAAACCGCAAAAUCCACCUCUACCUGCACCGUCCCCGCACGCCCACCAAACACCCAGUCCUCAUCCCGCUAUCCGCGACCUCAUCGCUAGCAGCGGCUCUUAAAGAUCACACCGUUCUUGAGUUUCCUACUAUUUACGUGCUGCCUUAUUCGCCGGAACGGCUGUUUGGGGGUGGGGAGGAGUCUUUGCCGUUUAUCUUGGAGGAGGUGUUUCUUAGAGAGAAUCCUGAUUUACGGCUUCAGCUUGAAGGUGAAGUUGAAGUUGAGAAUGGGAGUGGGAGUGGUGAAGGGGGAGAAGAUGGGGAAGUCGAUCUAGGAAACAUCGACGAAGGGACUGUUGUGGAGAUGUUGCAGAAGGAUUUACUGGUUCCUGCUGAUUCUUAA